AUUAAGACAAGGAACACACUGUUGUUAUUGUCAACUCUCUCUCACACUUUGUGCAAACUAACUCAUUCAUUCCACCAUGAAAGAAUGGAAAGGCAGGAACUACGACUUCGACUUCACUGAUCCAAGUAAACCAGUUCGAACAUUCAGAUCACGAAGGCCUUGCCACUUCAUCUUCGAAAUUGAAUCGUAUGAUGAGCUUGUGGCAUCACUUAAAAAAGCCAACAAGUUUUCAUUUGAGACACCAGAAUUUUCUACUGGAAAUGAAAAAUGGACUAUGUGCUUCUAUCCUGAAGGGAAUGUGGCAAAAGGUGGCAAAGGAUACAUUUCCAUGUACGUAAAGAGGCAAAAAAAUAGUGCGGGUCGAAACAAAGAAAUUAAUGUCGCCAUCAAAUUUUUCAUAUUAGAUCAAACUAGUGGUGAAUAUCUAGUCAUUGAAGAUUUGGGAGAAAAGCAUUUUGAUGUUCGCGGUAAAGAAUGGGGAAUUGCACAAGCUCUUGAGUUCAAACAUUUUAAGAAUCCAGACAAUGGAUUUUAUGUUGACAACAGUUGCACCAUUGGGGCUGAGAUUUCUAUUACCAGCACUGAACCUCACUACUCAAAGAUGUCUCAUGUCACCACCAUUUCAAGAAGUACAUUUAAUAUUAUCAAACUAGGACCUUUCGAUAACAACACUCCUGAACCAGUGGAUUCUAAUAUCACAUUUGUUACUAGCUUCGACGGUGAACCUUACACUUGGAAACUACAAUUAUAUCGUGAAGGAUAUGGAUCUGGAAAUGGCACUCAUUUUUCCCUAUAUUUGGUACUUGUGGACAAUGACAAGCUCUCAAAUGGAAACACCAUGCUUGUUAAUUUUGAGCUCAGUCUUUUAAACAAAUAUACCGGAGCAUACGCUAAUGAAAAAACUUUAAUUGACUGGUUCACUCAUUCUAAGGUUUCAUCUGGUUUUCCUGAAUUCAUUAAAGGAAAUGAGGUCUUUAGUUCGACGAACAGGUUUUUUGAAGGAGGAAGUUUGGAUGUGAAAGUUCAUUUUAAUUCCAUCUUCAUAAUCGAUGAUGCUGAAGGUUAAGAUGGUCACAAUCUACCAUCUAUGAAGCAUUAUACAUUGCUUGCUCACCAUUUAUUGGUUUUCUCUAAUUUCAAGUUUAUAAUAACAUAGGCAAAUAUAUGUUUGAGAUAUUGUUUUUGUUUAUCACUGAAUUAUAUGAAAGUUGGGUCCAAUCUCAAGACAAUGUUUUUCUUAUCAUAAUAUUUGAAGUUGUUAUUCUACUAAAUGAGAUUGGAUCACUUUCAUAUAUACUCAAGAUACACUGAUGAUUUCAUAUCAUAAUAUUUGCCUUAUCGUUUGUAUUUCAUUUGGAAGUGUGUUUCAAUUUCUUCUUGGCUUGUAUUUCUAAUUGAAUUUUAAUGUAAUGUUUGUUAAUCAUGAUCUUA
Beta vulgaris subsp. vulgaris (sugar beet) is the source of this 1431-nucleotide messenger RNA. RefSeq lists its product as uncharacterized. The transcript is spliced from 6 exons. The record is from RefSeq and is a predicted model, not a curated record. NCBI's taxonomy places the organism in Eukaryota, Viridiplantae, Streptophyta, Magnoliopsida, Caryophyllales, Amaranthaceae. Gene Ontology annotation, molecular function: protein binding. Bases 77 to 1066 code for a protein of 329 amino acids.